AUGUCUUCUCAUAACUCUGGUACGGCGAAUGUAGUUGGCGCGCAUUACCGUGUUGGCAAGAAAAUCGGAGAAGGCUCAUUCGGUGUUAUCUUCGAAGGAACGAACUUGUUAAACUCCACGACUGUCGCCAUCAAGUUUGAGCCACGCAAAGCAGAGGCACCUCAACUCCGAGAUGAAUGUCGUUCAUACCGUAUCCUAGCUGGCUGCACUGGUAUUCCCCAAAUAUAUCACUUUGGGCAGGAAGGCCUCCACAACAUUUUGGUGAUUGAUCUUUUGGGACCCAGCCUGGAGGAUCUAUUUGAUAUGUGCGGCCGCAAGUUUUCUAUCAAGACGGUGUGCAUGGCAGCCCGACAAAUGUUGUCCCGGGUACAAACUAUCCACGACAAAAAUCUUAUUUACCGAGACAUCAAGCCUGACAACUUCCUCAUUGGGCGUCCGGGCACGAAGUCGGCCAAUCUCAUUCAUGUCGUUGACUUUGGAAUGGCCAAACAAUACCGCGAUCCUAAAACCAAGCAACACAUUCCUUACCGGGAACGGAAAAGUUUGAGUGGCACGGCACGAUACAUGAGCAUCAAUACUCAUUUGGGGCGAGAGCAAUCUCGGAGAGACGAUUUAGAAGCGCUUGGGCAUGUCUUCAUGUACUUUUUGCGGGGAAGUCUACCUUGGCAAGGGCUGAAGGCUGCCACCAACAAGCAAAAGUACGAAAAGAUUGGAGAAAAGAAGCAGACGACACCCAUCAAGGACCUAUGCGAGGGAUAUCCAGAGGAAUUCGGUAUCUACUUGAACUAUGUUCGAAAGCUUGGAUUUGAGGAGACCCCGGACUAUGAUUUCUUGAGGGAGCUCUUUUCCAAAGUCAUGAAGAAUAACAACGACCCAGACGAUGGCAUUUUUGAUUGGAACUUAUUGAAUGGUGGUAAAGGUUGGGAAGCUUCGCAGGGGCAAUCGCAAGUACUUGCUCAAAUACAGAAUGCCGCCGUAGCACCCGCGCCGCAAGACCGUCGAAAAGAUUUGGAACGACGUCGGGAUGCGGAUUGGCGCCGCACAUCUCAGACUGGUGGAGUUAACCCACCUUCACCAGCGCUCGUUAGACACGGCUCGAAGCGUAGAGUCCCUAAUGCGCUUACCCCUGGAGCAGGAAAUGCACCUGGUGGCACUGCUACCCCUCUCUCUGCUGCUGCUCAGAUUAACGUUCCAAUCUCGACGCCACAAAACAGAUCUAAUAAUGUUGGUGCGCCGCAACAUCCUUACGCGAAUGUAGUUACUGGUGAAUACGGCUGGGACGCAGGCGAGGAACCAUACGGAUCUCAAGCUGCAUACGGACGUGCAUCUCCUAUGGUGUCGACGGUUGGGGCUGCUCCACCUGCAAUAAGCGCAGUACGUGCCCACGGCAAUGAAGCAGGUGUUUCUCGCGGCGAGGACUACCGCCAGCAACAAGAUGACGACCCUCCCCAACCAAAGUCGAGUAUCUGGAGAAUCCUUACAUGCCGGUGCGGCUGAUUGUCGCCAACUUCUGGUUCUUCCCCUAUUUCUGUUCCAUGCUAUGAUCAACGUAACUCCAUCCAUCGUCAGUCAUUACCUUCGACGCUUUGAUAUAUACCCCAUUCAUUACUUGCACCUAAUAUCCACUUUCUCGGUUUAUGUUUGGACAUCCGCCGUAGCUUUGAUCAAAUGAUCAAAUCUUGCUCUUGACUAUCUUUGUACGGAUUCACUGACUACCAGGAGUGUGUAAGUAAAUUGGUGAUGGGAGUGGUAUACAAGAGUAAUUAUGAUUUGAGAUAU
Suillus bovinus is the source of this 1779-nucleotide messenger RNA. Its product is annotated as CK1/CK1/CK1-G protein kinase. NCBI's taxonomy places the organism in Eukaryota, Fungi, Basidiomycota, Agaricomycetes, Boletales, Suillaceae. Gene Ontology annotation, biological process: signal transduction; endocytosis; peptidyl-serine phosphorylation. The transcript has 10 exons. The coding region runs from base 1 to 1497 and encodes 498 amino acids. Gene Ontology annotation, cellular component: cytoplasm; nucleus. The record is from RefSeq and is a predicted model, not a curated record. Gene Ontology annotation, molecular function: ATP binding; protein serine/threonine kinase activity.